Messenger RNA from Scophthalmus maximus (turbot), 2034 nucleotides. Its product is annotated as galectin-3-binding protein A. The record is from RefSeq and is a predicted model, not a curated record. Gene Ontology annotation, molecular function: protein binding. Gene Ontology annotation, cellular component: membrane. Lineage: Eukaryota; Metazoa; Chordata; Actinopteri; Pleuronectiformes; Scophthalmidae. The transcript has 6 exons. Bases 146 to 1867 code for a protein of 573 amino acids.
AUGAAACUUAAGGAAAGCAGCAGGUUUGGAGAAGUGAAACUACCCCCCUUUUUGUAACUAGGACUUAAGAGGGGAGAUAUGUGUCCGAUUUUAAACGAGACGGCACAUCCGAGGAGAACAGAGGGAAGAAGAGUGAGAAAAAAAAAUGCUGACGCGUCGAAACACAUGCACUCUGUGGCUUCUGCUGUUCCUCCAUGUCUCUGGCAGUGCACUCAAAUUUAACCUGCUCAAGCGAAAGGCCGAGCCGAAGGAAGGCGACCUGAGGCUGUUUGGCUCUGAGAGCGUGUCAGAGGGCCGCGUGGAGGUCUACCAUGAUGGGAAGUGGGGAACAGCGUGUGACGACGGCUGGGACAUGGCUGAGGCCCAGGUGGUGUGUCGCCAGCUCCGCUUCCCCGGCGCAAAGUCAGUGGUCGUUGGGAAGGACUAUGGAGAAGCGUCUGGACCCAUCUGGCUGGAUGACAUCGAUUGUAAAGGCACCGAGAGUCAUCUGUUUACUUGUGGUUUCAAAGGCUGGGGAAUGACGGACUGCACCCACAAAGAGGAUGUUGGAAUUAUUUGUGAUACAGAAAGCACUGGGUUGGCCCUUAGAGAUUCUAGACACUUCCUGGACCACAGCUUCAGUCUGCCUGAUGACCUUGGCAAAAUGUUUGACCGUGAAAGUGGCUGUGACUUCCUGAUCUCGGUCAACAGUGCCACUGGAAAAAGACAGGAGGACGGCACUCUGGAGACGGUGGGAACAAGGAUCUGCGCUCACAAAAUAAUCCUCUCGCGAUUCCCGCUCUUUAAUGCUUCAGAGGACGCUUCCAACAUCACCGUCGACAUUAACCAGUCGUGCCAACCAUAUUUCUCCUCCUUCAUUAGGUACAUUUACACCCGCAAGAUAGAUGUGACCUUGACCUCUGUGCAGUGCCUCCACUGGAUGGCGUCUAGGUUUGGGGUGAAGCAGCUGAUGGACGGCACGGCCCGGCUGUUCUCCAAAGUCCUUCCAGAGGACGCUUUGUUUCACACCCAGGUGUCCAUUUUCAAAUAUGCGCAGGAGACUGAGGACUUUGUUCUCCAGGAGAGCUGCAUCCAGUACCUGGCCUGGAACUAUGAAAACCUGACCCGAUCUCCAGCUUGGCCCGAGCUGCCCAUGGAGCUCCUCGGAGCCGUUCUGACCCGCUCGGACCUGGUGGUGCCGGAUGAGUAUUUUCUGCUCCAGACGGUAGAGAGCUGGAUCACAGAGAAGGGCAACUCCAUCAGUUUGGAAAGCCAGGUUGACCUGUUGAAUCGCAUCCGUUUCCCAAUGAUCCCCGUGGAGAAACUGUACGAGCUCGAGUUCAACUCCUCUCUUUACAGCACUCAUGAGAAAACGUAUCAUGAAAACAUGUUGAGGGCCUUCCAGUUUAAUGUUCUCCUCUUCAGAAAUCUUUUGGCCAACCCAAGGUUCAACGGACAAGACGAUGAUUACCAGCCUCGGCUCUACACCAAUGACCCAUGGAGCACUGUUAUUGACUCCGCCCCCGGUCAAGCCUCAGACAAGUCGUUUAGCACACCUGUCCACCAGAGCCUGGUCUUUAAGGACAAAAUCAUUCACUGGCAGGCGAGUCUCUUGAAGCAUCAAUACGAAUGUUCAAACCGGGGGCUGCGCUGCACGUCGCUCCCUGCGGCAUGGCUGUAUCCCCACAACCAGUACUCCGAGCGCAAUAUCCUCUUUCGUAACCAGCUCCUGCUGGUGUGCCAAGGCAAGUACAUCUGUCAGGUUCAGGAGUUCAAGAACAAACUGGCGCACAUUGCUGAAAAUGUCACCGAGGGUCUUGCCUAUCCCUGUCCUGAUGACCAGUUCACCUACCGCUUUGUCGUGAGACCUGCGUUUGUCUUGAUCUGAUGAUGAACAGAUUGCAAUCGUGUACUCACUUUACCUGACCCCCCCCCCAACAAAUCCCUGUUGAUUAUCUACAGAUAUCUCACUUGAAAGUGGUUUAAUUCAUAUCAUGUUGAUCAUAGUCCUUUUUUAAAAUGAGUAAUAAAUCAAGUCAUUUCUUUGUCCUUUAA